AAUUAACACAUCUACAGUUUUAUUAUAUGUAUGUAUAGAUAUAGAUGAAAGGCCAGUGUUGACCGAAACUUUGUAACGCGAGCACGCAUACUUCGCAUACUAAGCGAUACGUGAGAUAUUUGACGUCGAGCGACAACAAUUGUUUUUAAUAACGUUGUUCUUCAAAGACAUUCAACAAGUGAACAUAGGGAAAAUACAAAACAAAUAUAAUUAAAGAUGACGGAUAAAAGUUUAGAUAUAAUAGUGUUGGGUGCUACAGGUUUUACAGGAAAAUGUACAGUGCAACAUCUCGCAAGACUUACUAAAGAAAAAUAUUUGGAUGUUACAUGGGGUAUCGCAGGGCGUUCUAAGGAUAAAAUGCAGAGUUUAAUUACGGAACUCAAUAAAUUGGGUUUAGAUGCAAAGAAUAUUCCUAUGAUUGAAAGCAACGUUGACAACCGUGAGUCGUUGAAGAAAGCCCUGCAAAUGGCGAAGGUGGUUAUAAACUGUACGGGACCAAACUCCGUGCUGAGCGCUCCUAUUGUUGAGGCUUCCAUCGAAUCUGGAACACAUUACCUCGACAUAUCAGCUGAAAUGUUUCAUAUUCUCCAACUUUAUCAGAAGUACAAUAAGAGUGCAGAAGAGGCCAGUGUUUUGGUGGUACCUAGUUGUGGAUAUGCAGCUAUACCAACAGAAUCUGCUAUGAUAUAUCUGGAGAGGCAGUUUAAAGGCACUCUGUACACAGUGGAAUGCUACACAGCAUUAGAUAUACCAAAGAGAACGUAUAUUCCUGGUCGUGCUCUCAUCCACAAUGGAACAUGGACUUCCCUGGUGUAUGUGUUGGAGAGUUUUAAAGAUCAUCUUAAUUUAUGGAAGGAACUGUUUCCUAAGCCUGUUGAACCAGUACCAGAAGAGAUGAAUAAAUCAUUCUUCCACCGUCACAAAGGCGAAACGUGGUUCCCUUACCCCGGCACAGAGAAUUAUGUAGUAGACAUGUCGCAAAGAUAUCUACACGAGAAAACACAGAAGAAACCUGUCCACUUCAAAGCUUACACAACAAUGCCAUCGUUCAUCCAUUUCAUUGUAAUCCCAGUUAUGUAUUUAUACUACUAUCUAAGUUAUUUUAAAUGCUUUAGAAGCUAUUUAAUCAAUUUCCCUCGACUCGCCACCAUUGGUUAUGCAUCACAAAAAGGACCCACGGAACGAACAAGAAAGGAUACGAAGUAUAGCUUCACUUUGAAUGGCAAAGGCUGGGAUAUUGGUGCUGACUUGAAUACGGAGCCGACAAAGAAGAUGUCUGUUAAGGUGUCAGGCAGCGAUCCAGGCUACGACACAACAGCGAUUGCAAUAAUCAUGUGUGCCAUCACUAUACUGAAAGAAGGCUCAAAUAUACCUAAAGGAGGCGUCGUGAUGCCCGGAGCAGCAUUCUACAGAACUGAUAUAGUAGAUAGAUUGAUGCAUGAAGGCUACACUUAUGAAGUGUUAGGGGCGGGGGAUAGCGUUGUACAAGUAGCUUAAAUCCUAGAUAUAGCUAGAUAAUUCUUAUUUAAGACUUAUUUGUCCUAUUUUCCAUAUUGCUAUCAGUUUUGAUACGGAACCAAUAUUUUUCUUCUCGAAUCUCAUCAUGUUAAAUCAAUGGAGUAGUUUGUAACUGGACAACAAUUGUAGUUAGACUAACUAAAUAACAUAAAUAAAAUCUUCUUUGAUUAGUGGUUUAAGAAAUGUGAUUUUUAAACAGAAUUCUCUAUUUAAAUAUUUUUUAUAAGCCGGUAAACCAGUAGACCUGAUGGUAAGCAAUCGGAGAUUGGGAAGGGGUUAAUUGGGCCUCCAGAAACCUCACUCACACAAAGAAAAAUAAUGCAAGCGAUAUUAGGUGGUGGUAUAUGUAAUUUAUAUGCCUGAGUUAAUGAAAAAGUGUAAAUAAAAAAUAAUUUUUAUGCAUAAUUUAUAUUUAUUUAUAAAAACAAUCUUUAUAUUUACACUGCACAGUUGGCGCGGUGGCUGGCUGCCGUGCAACUCUAUGUGAUCCAUAGAUUGUUGUUCCGGAUUUGGGUGUCAUGUGUAUGUGAAAUUGUAUGUUUGUAAACGCUUCUACGACACAAGAGAAAAUAACAGUAAGGGGCAACGUUAAAAAAAUUGAGCCUCAGUAUUGUUAGUUAACUAAACAAGUUACCCAAAUACCUCAAUUAAAUAAGCAAUGAGAUAUUUAUGUACAAACACAUAAGCUGUAAGCAAUUUUGUAAGAUCUUGUCUCUUAGUUAAUACAUUUUUGUACUUAUGUUGAUCAUUGUUAUGAAAUGAAUAAAGAUUUAUAUUUAAUCUCGUGUUAACUUGAUUUCAGUGGUUGAGUGUGAUAGUUCAGUAGAUUAUUUAUAUUUAAGCAUUUUAAGCUUAUUUUUAACACGCUUUUAUUAGUAAAUGAUGAUUGAUAAUCAUCGUGUCACUCACAGAACGUCCACUACAGGAGUGUUCAAUGAUCUCAUUAGACUUAUAACUUCAUGAAUGACAUUUGAUUUUCCCGUCUUAUGUCAAAGUCGAAACGUUUAGUUACAUGCUACUUUUGUAAACAAAACGUUCACCCAUUGGCGGGCGGUCACAGAAUCACUAAUGCAAUAUUGUUUUCAUUUCAAUAGUAACGUUAUCAGCGAGCACGUCGUCGUUCGUAUUUUCAAAAUCAGAACUCUCAAUGUUUUUUAUUAGUUAUUGAAUUCAUUCAGUAGAGCCAGUUGACGGACUUAUUACAGCGUUUUUUUUUUUAAUAAACAAGAAGGGAUAUAAGGUGCCUUUGGCCAAGUUUUAUCAAUAUUUGUGUUAAAUUGCUAUACAACAUGACAACAGCGACUCUCGAAAAGGCAUUCGAUAUACUCGCGAAAGCAACUGAACAAGACGAAAAGAAGAAUUACGAAGAAUCAUUCCGAUAUUAUGUGCAAGGCAUAAUUUAUUUACUGCACGUAGCUAAACAUGAGGCUAAAGGAGAAUUGAGCAAAGACCACAUAAACGAAGUUAUUGCAGAUUACAUAAAUAAAGCUAAGAAAGUCAAGGAGUAUCUUGAUGCAAAGAAGACUAAUGUGAACGCAUAUUUGGACGAUUUGGAAGAUCGGACCACAGAUAAUGUAGUCAAUGUUAUGAUUGAAUUAGUUUGUUUGUUUGAAGAUACUACUUCGACUCCUAUAAUAACGGUGUAUGAAAGUAGUAGUACAGAACAAUAAUAAAAUUAGGUGGUUCUAAGCUACGUGAUUACUUUUUUCUUGAGAAAAGGGACACGGCAUAAGAUAUAACUACCUACCUACACAACAAAAUAUAAAAUACAGUAAAUAUCUUAGCAACAUAAUGGCAAAUCCUACCACGACUUUACAAAAAGCAACUGAAAUCCUCACUGAUGCUACAGAAGACGACAAGAGUAGGUAUUACGAAGAUGCAUUACCCGCUUACGUACAAGGUGUGAUUUCUUUACUUCACGUUGUUAAUCAUGAAGUUGAAAUCCCAACCGCUACUAUGCUAGCAAAAUCAAAAUCGUUAGCGUACAUGCAAAGAGCUAAAAAAAUUAAGGACUACUUAGAAAUGAAGAAUAUAAUAACAGUGAAUAAAUAUUUAGAUGAUUUAGACACGAUUACUGACAGCGAUAUGGUCAAUGUUUUGUUUGAAACAAUUUGUUUGUACAAAGAAUCUGAAGAAUCGUCAUCAGUUCAGAAUGUUAGUGAGAAUAAUUCUACCCAACAUUAAAUAACUAUCUUUUUU
Spodoptera frugiperda (fall armyworm) is the source of this 3717-nucleotide messenger RNA. RefSeq names its product saccharopine dehydrogenase-like oxidoreductase. The record is from RefSeq and is a predicted model, not a curated record. The transcript is spliced from 9 exons. Gene Ontology annotation, cellular component: mitochondrion; lipid droplet; plasma membrane. Gene Ontology annotation, biological process: glycolipid biosynthetic process. NCBI's taxonomy places the organism in Eukaryota, Metazoa, Arthropoda, Insecta, Lepidoptera, Noctuidae. The coding region runs from base 217 to 1497 and encodes 426 amino acids.